Molecule: messenger RNA, 1165 nt
Organism: Hevea brasiliensis (rubber tree)
Lineage: Eukaryota; Viridiplantae; Streptophyta; Magnoliopsida; Malpighiales; Euphorbiaceae
Product: methylsterol monooxygenase 1-1
Exons: 4
Coding region: 80-1009 (309 amino acids)
Biological process (GO): sterol biosynthetic process
Molecular function (GO): C-4 methylsterol oxidase activity; iron ion binding
Source: RefSeq, a predicted model, not a curated record
UUUAUCUAUCUAUCUAUCAAUCCAUCGGCUGCGUCUGCCUGGCUUCAUCAGUACAUAUCUCUCUUUGUCAGAAGAAAUAAUGCUACCCUACAAGAGUUUGCAAGAAGCAGAGGCAACUUUAGGGAGAGAGCUAACGGUUGCUCAGAAACUAUGGUUGAACUACUCAGCUAAUAAACCUGAUUAUAUUCUUCAUUAUCACAACAUCAUGUUUUUGAUCAUCUUUUACUCUAUCAUUCCUCUUCCCUACGUCUUCAUUGAGCUAAGUUGCUCCAAGAAAAUGGACAGAUACAAGAUUCAAUCCAAAAUCAAGAAAUCAUUCUGGGACAUGUUCAACUGUUACACAGAUGUCAUGCAGAUUUUUCUUCUUGUUGUUGGCCCUCUGCAACUCUUUUCUUACCCUACCAUUAAGUGGAUUGGCAUUCGAACUGAUUUGGCAUUGCCUACAGUGUGGGAAAUGUUUUGGCAACUACUGGUGUAUGCGCUGAUAGAGGACUACUUUAAUUAUUGGAUUCAUAGGUGGCUCCAUUCUAAAUGGGGCUACCAGAAAAUCCACCAUGUCCACCAUGAAUACGCUGCUCCAAUAGGAUUGGCAGCACCAUAUGCACACUGGGCUGAGAUUUUAAUCCUUGGAAUUCCUUCAUUUCUUGGUCCUGCAUUAGUUCCUGGACACAUAAUCACCUACUGGCUGUGGUUCAUUUUGAGACAAAUGGAAGCUAUUGAGACACAUAGCGGAUAUGAGAUCCCAUGGAGUCCAACAAAAUAUAUUCCAUUCUAUGGAGGUGCAGAAUACCACGACUAUCAUCAUUAUGCGGGUGGCCAAAGCCAAAGUAAUUUUGCAUCAAUUUUCACAUACUGCGAUUACAUUUAUGGAACUGAUAAGGGUUAUCGAUGCCACAAAUCCAUCCUCAAAAAGGUAUCAAUCGGAAACAUUUCGAUGCUUAUCUUAUUAGGUUUUGAAGUUAUUGUAAGGCAGCUAAGCUAUAUUCAUGGUUUUUCAAUUAUGGAUUAGGCAAAUUCCUCCAAGGGAGAAUGAGAAGCACAUAAAAUUACACAGCAAAAGCAAUUUCACUUGUUCUUAGGCCAUGUCUUGUUUAGGUAUGUUCUGUAAUUUUCUUAAAAAAAAAAAAAGUAAAUAGACUUGAGGGGAUUGAGGGCUUCUGAUUUU